Molecule: messenger RNA, 2589 nt
Organism: Menidia menidia (Atlantic silverside)
Lineage: Eukaryota; Metazoa; Chordata; Actinopteri; Atheriniformes; Atherinopsidae
Source: the annotation of a GenBank genome assembly
UUUGUUCUUUUUUUUUUCUUUUUUAUGUGUCCAUUUAAUCAUGUGUAAAUACUGAGCAUGGAAAAUAAGAAUUGGCAACAAUGACAAUGUCACGAGAUGUUUGUCACGAGUAAAAGUAGAAAUUACGAGGUACACAUGAAUGCUGCAGCGUCCCAUGUGUGAAAGUUAGCUGCAAAAAACGGCUUGUGUUUUAACUUGCACGUAUUUAGACAUUUUAAAUCACUCGUGUAGUUUAUGUAUUUCAAUUCAAAAGCGACUUGAUAGCAGUCAACGCAUAUUAGAAACCCACAAUUUUAACCGUUACAGUAAGGUAGUAACACAGUUUUAUCAAGCUAACCCAUGUUAGCAUUAGCUCCCCUAUGAGUCCUUUCAGAUGCACAAGAUGUGAAGAUGUUUACACCAAGUUUCUCUGCAGAGCAGCAGAAAGAGCUGGCGAAAAGACUCACGGAUUUUCUAACUCAGUACAGCUACCUAACCGACUCGUAUAUUAUUGAGUUCUUCACUGAGGACCUCUGGCACUCGUUACCCAGCGCAUGGCAGGCUGUGCUGCAGGACCUGACUUACCCACAGAUUGCAGACCUGUUAUUAGAUGCUACACAUGGAGAAAGGAGGUACCCCUCGGUGUGGCCUCUGUCUCUCUUGGCUUUCCGCGCCACAGCUCAUGCUCUGGCUUUCCCCAGAGAUAGCAGGGAUGACCAAGGCGGAAUAGCUGGUUUGCUGAAGCCUGAGGAGUUCCUGGAAAACCAAAGCCAGAGUUCUCUGCUGGGCCAUAUUUUCAGGAAGCAUGUCAAACCAAAGAAGCAGCACGAGAUCCGAAAGCUUGGCAUGGUAGUUAGACAAAUUUGUGACCAAACUGGCUGCCGGAGUGUGGUGGACGUUGGCUCUGGGCAGGGUCAUCUGACUCGUUUCCUGUCCUUUGGGCUGGGGCUGUCUGUGACUGCCAUUGAGGCAGACCACACACUUGUUUCGAUGGCAGCCAAAUAUGAUGGAGAGUUACUGUGGACCUUGGAAAAAGAAAAGCAGAAAAAGAGCUGCUCCCUGCUUCCUGUAGCCCAAGCACUUCCCCGCCAUGUGGCUGGUUGGGUAAACCCCAAAGCAUCAUGGGAGGCUUUUAUCAAGCAGCUACGGGCUGAAGAUGAUCUCGACGAUGGCCCCCCGACUCCAUGUGGGCCCAGCAAAAAGAGACUGCGUGGUGUUGACCAUCAGAGGUGCCGUCAUGCAGUCCAGACUCCACCCACCAAUGACUCCACACCUGAUGCUUUCUCGCAAGUCCCAAACAAGAACAAGACUAAAGACGAAUUUUCUGCCGAGGACUGUGUGUCGUGCGUCCAGGCCGACAAUGGGCUGGUGGAAAACCUUCCGCGGGACUAUCCCGACUUCGUCCUGACUGGGCUCCACGCCUGUGGGGACCUCAGCGCCACUCUGCUCCGCCAUUUUGUCAACUGCCCUCACGUCCGCGCCAUCACCUCUGUGGCCUGCUGCUACAUGAAAAUCACGACUAAGGAAAACCCCGCCCCCCCAGGGCUGGUCGCACCUCCCGGUCCGCUCGCACCAAACCCUGAGCCGCCCCCCUCGGAGUUCGGCUAUCCGAUGAGUUCUUGGGUGGGGGGGCUGGCGGGACAGCAGCUGUCCUACAAGGCGCGCGAGGGGGCGUGCCACGCCCUGGAGGACUACGUGCGGCGGCUCAGGGAUGGAAACGAGCUGCUCCGGACCCACUGCUACCGCGCCAUGCUGGAGGCCUUCAUCAGGGAGGCGAGGCCAGAGCUCCGAAGGGCCGGAAUCCAGACCAUUAAGAAAUCCCACUUAUUACCAUUUAACGAAUAUGCCCGUCUGGGUCUGGCCCGGGUCGGCCUGCCUCCCGCCUUGCCCCUGGACCCGGCGCGAGUGGAGGCCAUGUUGAAACAUGAGGGCAGGGUGGUGGUGUACUUCAGCCUGGCUCUGCUGCUGGCUCCCGUGGUGGAGACGCUGGUGCUGCUGGACCGGAUGAUUUACCUGCAGGAGAACGGUGUAGACAGUCAGCUGGUUCCUCUCUUCAACCCAAACUUCUCUCCAAGAAACUUUGUGCUUGUGGCUCUAAAACCUUCUGGACAGUGAAGUCGAACAGGAAAAAUGGAUUUUCAAUCUUAAGUUUGAGCUGCUUUGAACAAUGUGGGGAUUCUAUUUGCUGUCCUUUGCACAUCAUCUGUCCUGCUUACAUGUUUUUAUCUGCCAAUCGUGUUUUUCAGGACUUUUAUUUAUCACACCUGUUUAAAUGGAGCUUUACGGGUAGGUUUUUGUUGUCUUAUUUUAAAGCAUUAAACAAUGCAUGAUAAAAAGAGUUCUAACCAUUCUUUCUUGUAUUAAAAAAAAGCAUCCUCCUGGAAAAAAGGGGAUGCAUCAUCCUUCUAUUUUUAUUUGACAGGAAGGCAGCAGGAGAGAGGUAAGGUGACACCUCUGCACACACUACCAGAAAGCUGCAGUCCAAAGAACGACCUAAGCAGAGAAAUACAAUGGAAAUAGGGUAACACAGUCUGAAGGGGUGUCUUUGUUAAAGAAUUAUGCCACUGCACCCUUCUGGAUCAUGCCUGAGAAGCCCUCAUUUUAAAAGCA